This is a messenger RNA of Chelmon rostratus (copperband butterflyfish), 1736 nucleotides long. It is a transcript of the gene erp44, whose product is annotated as endoplasmic reticulum protein 44. NCBI's taxonomy places the organism in Eukaryota, Metazoa, Chordata, Actinopteri, Chaetodontiformes, Chaetodontidae. Bases 77 to 1309 code for a protein of 410 amino acids. The transcript is spliced from 11 exons. The record is from RefSeq and is a predicted model, not a curated record.
UGCUGCAGUAAGAAGAGCGGCGUCGAGACAGACUGGGAAGACUCAACACUACCACCUCCAAUAACUAUACUGUACAAUGAAACUGUUAGCAAUAUCUCCCUCUCUCGAUAUCCGCUUCGUCACGGUCAUACUCCUGGUGAUGGGCCUCUCUACUCCUGGACAAGCAGAAAUCACCAGUCUGGACUCAGGCAACAUUGAUGAUGUCCUAAAUAAUGCUGGGGUGGCAUUAGUGAAUUUUUACGCAGACUGGUGCAGGUUCAGUCAGAUGCUCCAUCCAAUUUUUGAGGAGGCAUCUAACAUAGUGAGGGAAGAGUUCCCUAAUACCAAGCAGGUGGUGUUUGCCCGUGUUGACUGUGACCAACAUUCGGACAUAGCCCAGCGGUACCGCAUCACCAAGUAUCCGACGUUGAAGUUGUUCCGCAAUGGGAUGAUGAUGAAGAGGGAGUACAGGGGUCAGAGGUCGGUAACAGCCAUUGCCGACUUCAUCCGCCAGCAGCAGGUUGACCCCGUGAAAGAGAUACAUUCAUUGGAGGAGGUUAAUACUGUGGAUAGAAGCAAGAGAAACAUCAUAGGUUACUUUGACCAGAAGGACUCCGAUAACUACCACACGUAUGAAAAAGUUGCCAACAUCCUUCGAGAUGAUUGCAUGUUCUUGGCUGCUUUUGGCGCUGUAUCUGAGUCUGAGCGCUUCAGUGGAGACAAUGUAAUCUACAAGCCUGUGGGGGAGAGCGUCCCUGACAUGGUCUACCUCGGCUCACUCACCAACUUUGACCUGACCUACGCUUGGGCCCAGGACAAGUGUGUGCCUCUGGUCAGGGAGAUCACCUUUGAAAAUGGAGAGGAGCUGACUGAAGAAGGAAUCCCUUUCCUCAUCUUGUUCCACAUUAAAGAAGACGCAGAGAGCUUAGAGAAGUUCCAACAUGAAGUGGCUCGUCAGCUCAUCAGCGAGAAAGGGUCAAUAAACUUCCUGCACGCAGACUGCGAGAAGUUCCGCCAUCCUCUGCUCCACAUCCAGAAAACUCCUGCUGACUGUCCCGUCAUAGCUAUAGACUCAUUCAGACACAUGUAUGUCUUUCCCGACUUCAAAGACCUCUCUAUCCCUGGCAAGUUGAGACAGUUUGUGCUGGACCUUCACUCUGGAAAGCUACACCGAGAGUUUCACCAUGGUCCUGACCCCACGGACAGCACACCUGGACAGGAGGAAACGGGAGGCGAGGUGGCCAGCAGCCCUCCAGAGAGCUCAUUCCAGAAGCUGGCGCCCAGCGAGACUCGCUACACCAUCCUCAGACGGGACCGCGACGAGCUGUGACCUCAGCAGUCUUCCAGUGAUCCUGUGACUCAAUGCCACGCCCCAGGGUCAGGGAGGGGGUUAGGGUUGGGACAGGCCAGCGGGACAGAACAGAAACACCCAACACCCUUACUGAAGAGAGAGAGAUGGAGAAGAGGAGGAGACUAAAGAGGAAGGAGGAGGAGGAGAAAAAGAAGAACAGGAGGAAGAGUGUAGUCCACGACACAACCAUGUUGGAAUAACCUAUAUUUUCAUAACUCUUUCAUGUACAAUUUUUAUUUUGGAUCAAAAGGAAGCGGGGUAAAGAAGAAAAUGUGUGUGGGCAGUGGUUAGGGGCAUUAGGACAUCAAGAGAAGUGUUUUUACUUUUAUUUUUUGGAGCUUGUAAAUAUGUUUGUGCUACAUGGGAGUCUCAUUGUUGGUCUAAAUUAAAUGCAGAGUUUUCUUUA